GGGAAAGAGAAGGGAGAGAGGAAAGAGAGGAAAUUAUAAUUAUUUAGGAGAUAUUAAACCUUCAAAUUUUGCUGUUGGAAGGACUUUAUCUACUCAACAUAAUAUUUAUAUGUUAGAUUUUGGAUUAGCUAGACUUUAUUUAAAUGCAAAAGGAGAAGUACGGACACCAAGAUCGGCUGCUGGGUUUCGAGGAACUGUUAGAUAUGCAGCUAUUUCUGCUCAUAAAAAUAAGGAAAUGGGUCGUCAAGACGAUUUAUGGUCUCUUUUCUAUAUGCUUAUUGAAUUUUUGAAUGGCUCAUUGCCUUGGAGAAGAAUAAAGGAUAAAGAUGAAGUUGGGAGAAUGAAAGAAGAAGCGGAUAUUCGGGAAUUACUUGAUGGAAAUCCAUCAGAAUUACAUCAUUUUGCUGAACAUUUGAGUGGAUUAACCUAUGGAGAUUUGCCUGAUUAUGAGCUUUUGGAGGAUUGUUUAUGUGUUGCAAUGAAAAGAUUAGGAAUUGGGGCAAAUGAUCCUUUUGGUAAAAAAAUAUAA
Molecule: messenger RNA, 529 nt
Organism: Meloidogyne enterolobii
Lineage: Eukaryota; Metazoa; Nematoda; Chromadorea; Rhabditida; Meloidogynidae
Source: the annotation of a GenBank genome assembly